AUGGCAAAUUUAGUCGACGAAGCAGCGCCCCAAUUCAAGUUGCCUGAUCAUGAGAAGCAUCAUUUUGAAAUUGACGAAGCAGAGGCUGAAGAAGUGAACGAUAAUCCAAUUGAGCAAGUCAGGCUUACAGUUCCAAUCACCGAUGACCCUACACAGGCAGUCUUAACAUUUCGAACAUGGAUUCUUGGGUUGGCAGCGUGCAUCCUUCUUUCCUUUGUGAAUCAAUUCUUCCAGUAUCGUUCUAAUCAGCUAUCUAUCAGUUCAGUUACAAUACAGAUUCUUGUUCUCCCCAUAGGAAAGUUCAUGGCUGCAAAACUCCCAAAGAAACAAAUCUCGAUCCCAUUUACAAAAUGCUCAUUUUCAUUGAAUCCAGGGCCUUUCAACAUGAAAGAACAUGUAUUGAUCACCAUAUUUGCCAACUGUGGAGCCGGUGGUGUAUAUGCAGUGUACAUUAUUACAAUUAUCAAAGCCUUCUACCACAGAGGGCUCCAUCCUGUCGCUGCUAUAUUGCUAGCACAAACCACUCAGUUGCUUGGUUAUGGAUGGGCUGGUACGUUCAGAAAAAUUCUUGUGGAUUCGCCUUACAUGUGGUGGCCUGCAACCCUUAUCCAAGUCUCUCUAUUCAGGGCAUUGCAUGAGAAGGAAAAGAGAAAAAAAGGAGAACGUACAAGGCUGCAAUUCUUUGCCGUUGUCUUCGUUGCAAGCUUUGCUUACUAUAUUGUUCCUGGCCACUUUUUCCCUUCACUAUCAGCUCUCUCCUUUGUUUGCUGGAUAUGGAAGCGCUCGAUCACCGCUCAACAGAUCGGUGCAGGGUUAAAUGGUCUUGGAAUUGGCUCCUUUGGUCUUGACUGGGCGACUGUUGCCUCUUUCUUGGGCACUCCUCUAGCUUACCCUUUCUUUGCCAUUGUCAAUACUAUGGUUGGUUUCAUCUUGGUUAUGUAUGUCCUUGUCCCCAUAGCAUACUGGUCUAACUUUCGUGAAGCCAAGCGAUUUCCCAUAUUUACCUCUCACACUUUUGAUGAAGAUGGUCAGAUAUUCAACAUUACCCGUGUUCUUAAUGAGAAAACAUUCGACCUUAAUCUAGUGGAAUAUGAGAAUUAUAGCAAACUCUAUUUAAGUAUCUUCUUCGCCUUCUUAUAUGGAUUGAGUUUUGCAUCUCUAACAGCUACCCUUACUCAUGUUGCUCUUUUUGACGGAAAAAAUAUCAUAAACAUGUGGAAGAAGACGACAACUGCAGUGAAAGACGAGUUUAGUGAUGUGCACACAAGAAUUAUGAAGAAGAACUAUGCAGCAGUCCCUCAAUGGUGGUUUACUGCCAUCUUGGUUAUAUCACUGGCUCUUUCGCUUCUGGCUGUGGAAGGUUUUGACCAUCAGCUUCAGCUUCCUUGGUGGGGACUUCUCCUUGCCUGUUUCAUUGCUCUAAUAUUCACCUUACCCGUUGGAGUCGUUCAGGCGACAACAAACAUGCAAAUCGGACUAAAUGUGAUCACAGAAUUGGUUAUUGGGUACAUGUACCCAGGGAAGCCUCUUGCUAACGUGGCUUUCAAGACGUAUGGCUACAUUAGCAUGACACAAGCACUUAGUUUUCUCGGUGACUUCAAAAUAGGGCACUAUAUGAAGAUCCCCCCCAAAUCUAUGUUCAUUGUACAGCUAGUUGGAACAAUAGUUUCUUCCACUGUUUACUUUGCCACAGCAUGGUGGCUUCUCUCAUCUGUUGAAAACAUCUGCAAUCCAGACUUGCUUCCUGAUGGGAGUCCGUGGACCUGUCCUGGAAGCGAAGUCUUCUACAAUGCUUCAAUCAUCUGGGGAGUAGUAGGACCUCUCAGAAUGUUCACAGACAAGGGAGUCUACCCGGAGCAGAACUGGUGGUUCCUCGUUGGUUUCCUUGCCCCAGUUCCAAUGUGGUUUCUCCAGCGCAAAUUCCCUGAGAAAAAAUGGAUCAAGUUGAUUCACAUCCCCCUUAUCCUUAGUGCCACAUCAGCCAUGCCAUCAGCGAAAACUGUGCACUACUGGUCUUGGGCAUUUGUUGGAUUUAUCUUCAACUACAUUAUUUACAGGAGGUACAAGGGAUGGUGGGCUAAGCACACCUACAUCUUAUCAGCUGCUUUGGAUGCUGGUGUUGCCUUCUUGGGAGUUAUCCUUUAUUUUACCCUUCAAUCCAAGGAUAUUUAUGGCCCAGCUUGGUGGGGUGCUGACGUUUCUGACCAUUGUCCGUUGGCAAAAUGUCCUACAGCACCAGGGAUUAAGGUCAAGGGAUGCCCUGUUCUCUAA
Messenger RNA from Populus nigra (black poplar), 2271 nucleotides. RefSeq names its product oligopeptide transporter 1-like. The coding region runs from base 1 to 2271 and encodes 756 amino acids. The transcript has 7 exons. Gene Ontology annotation, biological process: transmembrane transport. Lineage: Eukaryota; Viridiplantae; Streptophyta; Magnoliopsida; Malpighiales; Salicaceae. The record is from RefSeq and is a predicted model, not a curated record. Gene Ontology annotation, molecular function: oligopeptide transmembrane transporter activity.